AUGGGAUCCGUAGUCGCUCUGCCGGAAAAGGGUCCCGUCGAGGGAGUGGCGAGAUCUGCUAAAACUCGCAAUAAUCUUCAUGACUCCGGAGUUGCUGAUGUGCUGGAGGAGGGAAAUGGCUCCGGAGGUCGUGCAUCUCCUUCGUGUUACCGAGAAGAAAAGCCAACUCCGAAGGAAGAUUUAGAGAAUACAUUACGUAUCUAUCUACAUAGAUGCCUAGAAUCGGUUAAAGUCCGAGCAUCCAUAAAGCAGGCGGAUUCUGCAUUUUUCGACGCACUUGUGGCUACUCUAAUGCGUGUUUAG
Molecule: messenger RNA, 303 nt
Organism: Ostertagia ostertagi
Lineage: Eukaryota; Metazoa; Nematoda; Chromadorea; Rhabditida; Trichostrongylidae
Source: the annotation of a GenBank genome assembly